CAUAGAGGUCAGUGGGGAACAGUGUGUGAUGGUGGCUGGGAUAUGGCUGAUGCUGCAGUGGUGUGUAGAGAGCUGGACUGUGGAGAACCUGUAGAUGCUCUGGGUGAUGCUCAUUUUGGACCAGGAUCAGGAUCAAUCUGGACAAAUCGCAUGUUAUGUACUGGAUUAGAAUCUACACUGAAGAACUGUGGAACAGUAAAUUGGGGUUUUUAUAACUGUGAUCAUAGAAAAGAUGCCGGAGUCAUCUGCUCAGGUGUCAGGCUUUUUGGAAACUCCAGCUGCUCUGGGAGAUUAGAGAUACUUGAUGAUCAGAUGUGGGUUUCAGUGUGUGCUGCUGCCUUUGACCAGCAGGAUGCAGAGGUUGUGUGUAGAGAGCUGGACUGUGGGGCUCCUGUACAGGUGCUGGGAGAAGAUGCUUUUGGCAAAGGAGACACUCAGAUGUGGACACAAGAGAUUCAGUGCAGAGGAAAUGAGUCUCAGAUUCAACUCUGUCCAACAUCCUUACACACAAACAGCUGUUCACAUGAUAAUUACCAGAGGCUGUUCUGUGCUGAUAAAAAGAAUGUGAGGCUGGUUGGUGGUAACAGUCGCUGUGCUGGUAGAGUGGAGGUUCUUCAUAGAGGGCAGUGGGGAACAGUGUGUCAUUAUGGCUGGGAUAUGGCUGAUGCUGCAGUGGUGUGUAGAGAGCUGGACUGUGGAGAACCUGUAGAUGCUCUGGGUGAUGCUUAUUUUGGACAAGGAUCAGGACCAAUCUGGAUGUAUAUUGUGUUAUGUGCUGGAUCAGAGUCAACAUUGAAGAACUGUGGGGCAGUGGGAUGGGGCAUACAUGCGUGUACUCACAAUUAUGAUGCCAGUGUCAUCUGUUCAGGUUAUAAACCUUCCAGACUCGUUAACGGAUCUCACCUCUGCUCUGGGAGGUUAGAGAUACUUGAUGAUCAGUCGUGGGUUUCAGUGUGUGCUGCUGCCUUUGACCAGCAGGAUGCAGAGGUUGUGUGUAGAGAGCUGGACUGUGGGGCUCCUGUACAGGUGCUGGGAGAAGAUGCUUUUGGCAAAGGAGACGCUCAGAUGUGGACACAAGAGAUUCAGUGCAGAGGAGAUGAGUCUCAGAUUUCAUUUUGCCUAAUAUCAUCAUCACACAAACACAGCUGCACCAGUGACAAUAAUGUGGGACUGAUCUGUUCAGGUUACACAGAGGCCAAACUGAGGAACAGUUCAGACUUUUGUUCUGGAAGAGUGGAGCUUCGGUUCCUCAAUGAAUGGGGCACAGUGUGUGAUGCAUGCUGGGAUAUGAGAGCUGCCAGUGUCCUCUGUAGACAGCUGAAUUGUGGGAUUGCUGUGUCUGUUGUGGGAUCAGACUGGUUUGGAGAGGGAAGUGGUGAAAUCUGGGCUGAUGUGCUUGAUUGUGACGGGAAUGAAACAAAACUCUCAGAAUGUUCCAUCUCUUCAUGGAGUCGAGCUGAAUGUUCUCAUAGACGAGAUGUUGGAGUCAUCUGCUCUGAUUCCUCUCUGGCUGUUCAUGACGGUCUGGUGCGGUUGUCUGGAGAGAGACAGUGUGAGGGAGAGGUGGAAGUUUCCAUCCAUCAGGUCUGGAGGAGAGUUCUGCUGGACUCCUGGAGUCUCACUGAAUCCUCUGUGGUCUGCAGACAGCUGGGCUGUGGCUCUGUGCUGAACUUCUCCGGCUCCUCUUCAUCCAGUCCUGAACACAGUCAUGAGUGUGUGACGGGCUUCCAGUGCUCUGGGAGUGAAGCUCAUCUGGGGAACUGCAGCUCUCCACAAACUCUCAACUGCAGCUCCACACAACAGCUGUCAAUCACCUGCCUUGAUUGCGGGUCCAUCAGGCUGGUGGGUUCUGGGGGAGACUGUGCAGGGAGGCUGGAGGUUUUUCACAGCGGCUCAUGGGGGACAGUGUGUGAUGACUCCUGGGAUAUUAAAGAUGCCCAUGUAGUGUGCAGACAGCUGCAGUGUGGAGUGGCCCUCAGUAACCAGCAGGUACCAGCCUGGUUUGGUCCUGGUUCUGGACCCAUAUGGCUGGAUGAGGUGGAGUGUGAGGGGAAUGAGACGUCCCUGAGGAACUGCUCUUCUCCAGGCUGGGGAAAACAUGACUGUCAACACAAGGAGGAUGUAGGAGUUGUGUGCUCAGAGUUUAAAGAGAUCAGGUUAACUGAGGGCUGUGAAGGGAAUGUGGAGGUUUUCUACAAUGGAUCCUGGGGUAAUGUGUGCUGGAACCAGAUGGACAGAGACACAGUGAGUCUGAUCUGUCAAGAGCUGAACUGUGGAAGAUCUGGAGCUUUUUCCAAUUCUAUACCAAGAGUGGAAUCAGCUCGUAACUGGCUGGAUGAAGUGAAAUGUCGACCACAUGAUUCAAAUGUGUGGCAGUGUCCAUCUUUACCCUGGGGACAAAAUGGCUGUGGUAAAGAUGAAGUGGCAAAAAUCACCUGUUUGGUCGCUGUGCUGGUAGAGUGGAGGUUCUUCAUAGAGGUCAGUGGGGAACAGUGUGUGGAGAGGACUGGGAUAUGGCUGAUGCUGCAGUGGUGUGUAGAGAGCUGGACUGUGGAGAACCUGUAG
This is a messenger RNA of Ctenopharyngodon idella (grass carp), 2565 nucleotides long. Its product is annotated as scavenger receptor cysteine-rich type 1 protein M130-like. NCBI's taxonomy places the organism in Eukaryota, Metazoa, Chordata, Actinopteri, Cypriniformes, Xenocyprididae. Gene Ontology annotation, cellular component: membrane. The coding region runs from base 43 to 2565 and encodes 840 amino acids. The transcript is spliced from 9 exons. The record is from RefSeq and is a predicted model, not a curated record.